GCUGCGACUGAGCGAAGAUGGCGGAUUCGGUGGCAGCUGGGCUUGGGGAGGAAAAAGACACCGAAACGGAGGACAAGGAGAGGGAGAAAUUGACUGGGAGCAGCAAAAUAAAGUCAGAGAAGAACAGCAGCCCUUCGGAAGUUACGGAAACUCUGGGUUUUUAUGAGAGAAACGCUGGCAAGAAGGGUAAACAGAGCAGUCUCUCAGAUCUCACGCUGUUCCGGUUCAUCGGCACUGAGCUGACGAGGGGCUACUUUCUGGAACACAACGAGGCCAAGUACACCGAGCGGAGAGAGAGGGUGUACACAUGCCUGAGAAUCCCCAGGGAGCUGGAAAAGCUUAUGAUCUUCGGGUUCUUCCUGUGCCUGGAUGCCUUCCUGUACGUGUUCACCCUGCUGCCCCUGCGGGUCCUGCUGGCUCUGGUUCGACUGCUCACCCUGCCCUGCUGCGGCCUCAGGGCAUAUGUCUGCCCGUACUGCAAAAAGAGCAGCGGCUCACGGCUCCUGCAGCCGGCCCAGGUGUGUGACCUGUUGAAGGGCUUCAUCAUGAUCAUCUGUUACUCCAUGAUGCACUAUGUGGACUACUCCAUGAUGUACCACCUGAUCCGGGGGCAGUCGGUCAUAAAGCUCUACAUCAUCUACAACAUGCUGGAGGUAGCGGAUCGGCUGUUCUCCUCCUUUGGCCAGGACAUCCUGGACGCACUGUACUGGACUGCCACAGAGCCAAAGAAGAAGAAGCGGGCCCACAUUGGAGUCAUUCCCCACUUCCUCAUGGCUGUGUUGUAUGUCUUUCUCCAUGCCAUUCUCAUAAUGGUCCAAGCCACGACCCUCAACGUGGCCUUCAACUCUCACAACAAGUCACUGCUCACCAUCAUGAUGUCCAACAAUUUUGUGGAGAUCAAAGGAAGCGUGUUCAAGAAGUUUGAGAAGAAUAACCUGUUUCAGAUGUCCAACAGUGAUAUCAAAGAAAGAUUCACCAACUACGUGCUGCUCCUGAUCGUGUGUCUUCGGAACAUGGAGCAGUUCUCAUGGAACCCAGAUCACCUGUGGGUUCUGUUCCCUGACGUCUGCAUGGUCAUCGCCUCAGAGAUCGCCGUCGACAUUGUAAAGCACGCUUUCAUCACAAAGUUCAAUGACAUCACGGCAGACGUCUACAGCGAAUACAGAGCCAGUCUGGCCUUCGACCUCGUGAGCAGUCGGCAGAAGAACGCUUAUACAGACUACAGCGACUCUGUCUCCAGGAGAAUGGGAUUCAUCCCUCUUCCUCUGGCUUUGCUGCUGAUCCGAGUGGUGACCAGCUCAGUGAGGAUACAGGGGUCGCUGGUCCUGGUCUGUCUGCUGCUCUUCUACCUGGGGAUGAUAACACUCAAAGUGUUGAACAGCAUUGUCCUGCUGGGAAAGUCCUGUUUAUAUAUUAAGGAGGCCAACAUGGAGGAGAAGCUGUUCCAGACCCCCCCCACUGCGGCCCCGGGGAGGGCCUCCAGCAAGACCAACAGGAGCAGAUUCACGGCCCCCCCAGGGCCGGGGGGGCUUGUCUCCCCUCUGCUUACCGCGACAGACCCGUGUGCAGCCGCCUGUCCCAAACCCUCCUCCCUGCUCCCCCCACCCCUCGCUGGCUUCCUGUUUCCCCAAACCCCAGGCAAUCCCGCAGACGAGGGCGUGUCCCCGUCCAUCACCAGCCAGCCCGUCCAGCAGGCGGACAGCCCCGCCCCCGGCCCCGGCCCCGCCCCCGGCAUCCCCACCAGCAGCUCGGACCAGUUCCUGACCACGCCCGACGAGAGCGAGGAGAAGGAGCUCGCGCCGGACGGGACCGAACUCAAGCACCGAACCCCCAAAAAGGACCUGCUGGAGAUCGACCGUUUCACAAUAUGCGGGAACCGCAUCGACUGACCCUCCCCUCCUGCAGAGGGCGCUGCAGCAUGCGCCAAGUGCCACGGGACGGCGGGAGCCUUUCCUCGCCAAAGAGAGUGGCGCCCGAGUAUUUAUUGAAAUGCACAGUGUAAUUUAUUGUUGACUGGAAGAAUUAAAUGUAGCUUUCUGCUUUUCCCUGGCCUCGUUCCUUGAAGUGGACAUCUACUGGGAGAGGCCUGGGCGGAAGACCAACACCCACUCCCUCUCAACUCCGCCUUCUCCCUCUUAACCCCGCCCACUCCCUCUCAACUCCGCCUUCUCCCUCUUAACCCCGCCCACUUCAUCUCAACUCCGCCUUCUCCCUCUCAACCCCGCCCACUUUCAUUCAACCCCGCCCACUCCUUUUCAACUCCACCCACUCCCUCUGAACUCCGCCCCCUCCCUCUCAACUCCGCCUAUUCCCUCUGAACUCCGCCUUCUCCCUCUCAACCCCGCCCACUCUCAUUCAACUCCACCCACUCCCUCUGAACUCCGCCUUCUCCCUCUCAACCCCGCCCACUCUCAUUCAACCCCACCCACUCCUUUUCAACUCCGCCCACUCCCUCUGAACUCCGCCCUCUCCCUCUCAACCCUGCCCUCUCCCUCUCAACUCCGCCUUUCCCCCUGACCCCACCCCUCUCCUCCUAAUUAGGCAUUUACUGGAUGUGGCCAAGGGGAUGAACAAGCCCUGACCCCGUACCCCCCUGCCCCCCCUCGGCGAUGGGACCCCCAUCGCCAUGGAAACGGGCGGCUCAGACGCAGUGGGGGCUGCAGUUCAGCAGCGAAUCCCGUGAAAGGCCUUCAGUACAGGAAGACGUGCCUGGGACACUUCAGAGGAGCUGACGCGCAGUUUUUAUCGGAGAACAGUGCAGUGACACGGACACUGAACGAGGAUGCGGGAAAAUGCAUCAGUUCACCCCGCCCCCUCCCCCACCGGUGUUACAGGUUAUCAAAAUAAAAGUCAAAAUCAUAACCCAUCAAUAAUCUGGUUUACUUUAAAGAGCACCAGACAGCGUGAAUGGCGAGAUAAGUGAUUGUGCUGAAAUGAUGAGUUUGAUUCAAAUGCAGUCCGUGUAAAAAAAAAAAAAAUAUCUGUUUGCAAUUCUAACGGGUUUUGAAAAUUUUAUUUAAAGCUAAAAGCUGCAACAAAAUGAAGAGAUAUUUUUGCAGCGAACACUAAACUUUUGUAUGUCAUCACAUUGUAGGCUAAGAUUUAUCCUGCAGGAACUUAAUGAUCAUUUUUAUUCUCCAGUGCAAUCAGUAUUUUUGUUAGGCGAGUCAAGCAAACGUUACACACGUGUGUGAGAAUAUUUUACUGCAAACAAUUUUUUUUCCCAGGUUUGUAUUUGCUGCUGUUCUGACGUUGGAUUGUUUGAGUUUUGCUUUGGGUAUUUUUUUUAUUUUUUAUUUUGUUUUGCACUGAAGUACCAUGCUGUCUUAAACUUCAUUCUUUGCUACAGGGCCUACAUUGCACUGUGGCAUUUUAAUGUUUGACUCACAACCUUGAACAAAGCAUCAUAGCUCUGUUUCCAUGGUGAAAUGACAUGUUAUUUACCACUGUAGGAAAUUCUGAUGUGGGUUUGAGAAAGUAGCCUGCUUGUGUGAAAAUGUGUUGGUACUCAUGUACAAGCGCUUGCCCCGUACAACUCAUUUGGACAAAAUUGCCAAUUAAUUGUUUUUUGGAGUGUGGGAUUUUUUUUUUUGAAAUGUGAUGUUUUAAAUGACUAAUUUUGCAACCCUUCUGUGUAAAAAUCUACAGGGGAGAUUAUGGAUACAUGUAUAUAAACAUGUCUGAGUUAGCUGCCAACUUUUUAAAAGACCAAUAAGGCAUUUUAUCCUGCAAGCAGUGUAUGGGCGUGGCUCAAAAAUGCUUAAGAUUUUUACGGCUAUCAUUGACCAGUUAUCAGAAGACUAUGAAAUCUACAUGCCAGCAUCAAUCCCAUUUUCACUUACAGAAACAUUUGCCUUUAUUGUACAUCAAUCAUGAAAUAGUUGAGACGCUUCAGUUUUGAGAGCUUAAAUCAGUCUUUUAGCAAGUUGGAUGGUUUGUCAAAUAGCAUUUUUUUUUGCAUGGAACAGUUUUGGACACCUCAGAAUUAUCUUUGUCAUGUGUUGUAAGCAAUCUCAAAGAAUUAUGGUUUCACUAAUUUUAAUUUCUCAUGUUUCAAAAUAGCUGUACUUCUGUAGGAAGCACAGCCAAUUGGGGGUGAUAAAUAAAAGAUUUUGUAACUUUA
This is a messenger RNA of Anguilla anguilla (European eel), 4123 nucleotides long. It is a transcript of the gene tapt1b, whose product is annotated as transmembrane anterior posterior transformation 1b. Lineage: Eukaryota; Metazoa; Chordata; Actinopteri; Anguilliformes; Anguillidae. The transcript has 16 exons. Gene Ontology annotation, biological process: positive regulation of cilium assembly; maintenance of protein localization in endoplasmic reticulum. The record is from RefSeq and is a predicted model, not a curated record. The coding region runs from base 18 to 1889 and encodes 623 amino acids. Gene Ontology annotation, cellular component: ciliary basal body; endoplasmic reticulum membrane.